AUGGCAUUCUCUGAUGAUUUUGUGGACAAGCUAUGCUGCCGGCUCAAGCAGCUUGGAGCGCCCAAGGUGUUAUUAUUUGCAGUGCUCCUUCUGGUCUGGACGGAUGUUUCUUCGAUGAGCUUGCAGGACACAACAAAACUGGGCUUUGUCGAGAUGUUUGCUGGUCAGGCAGAGGCCACACGUAUGUUUCGCUAUGCAAAUAUCCCAGCUGCACGUUUAGACCUGGAGUACAUGAAGGAUAAUCAUGAUGGUGAAAAUCCAAUGGAUUUGCUUACUGACAGUGGCAUGGCGACAGCUCUAGGAGUGAUUCUUCGUGGAGACUAUCAACAAGGAUGGCUGUCCCAUUUUGGGCUGAAAUGUAGUUCAUGGACAACAAUCAACCAAGCGACUUCUUCCCGUUCACCAUGUUCUAGCAUUGGAAACACUGAUUUUAAAAGUGUUAGGGAUGCAAAUUGCCUUGGGAGCCGGACCAUUUUGUUGAUGAUGGUGGCAAUAUGUCUCAACGCAUGCAUACUUCUAGAACAACCUGCUCAAAGUUUCUUUGAAUACUACCCACGGUUCAGAGACCUGGUUCAAAUGCUCCAACAUCAUGGAGGCCGAGGUGCAGUACACAAAGUCUGCUGGCACAUGUACCACUAUGGAGGUCCAACCCCCAAACCCUUGUAUGCUUUCUGCAACAGCCACCACGUUGGGAAGCUCAACAUGGGCAAGUUGACUGGUUGGACUCAGACUAAAAAAGUGCUCAAGGACCAGGGAAAGGCCAAGGAUCUGGUUAUCAAGUAUAAGGACUCUACUGGCAAACAGCGGUUCAAAGGAAGCACUCAUCUGCGUGGUAGUGAGUGCUAUCCGCCAAAGUUUGGAUUGAAGUUGGUGGAAUUGUUCCACGACCUGAUCGCCGACAAAGCAGGUAUGCCUGAGCUGCCGUCCAAGGUACCCACGGCAUUGGAGACAUUUACUUCCAUGGAGUUUGAUGAUACGUGGCCUGAGGCACAGAUGGUGUCGGUGUGCCAUUUUCUCAGGGGUGGAGCUCGCUUGUCUAUCCCCCGCAGCUUUUGGAACCAUUUGCCUCAGAAACUUUAA
Molecule: messenger RNA, 1080 nt
Organism: Cladocopium goreaui
Lineage: Eukaryota; Dinophyceae; Suessiales; Symbiodiniaceae
Source: the annotation of a GenBank genome assembly